Messenger RNA from Triticum turgidum subsp. durum (durum wheat), 2364 nucleotides. Lineage: Eukaryota; Viridiplantae; Streptophyta; Magnoliopsida; Poales; Poaceae. The record is from the annotation of a GenBank genome assembly.
AUGGCGGCGGCCGCCACCCCUUCGCCGGCGACGGCGCUCCCACCGGCGGACGACCCCGGGCACGACGCCGACAAGGAGGAGGAGGAGGAGUGCCGCAUCUGCCGCCUCCCCGCCGAUGCGGACCGCCCCCUGCGCCGUCCCUGCGGCUGCCGCGGCAGCAUGAGGUUCGUCCACGACGACUGCCAGCUCCAGUGGAUCGCCCGCCGCCGCAAACUCCCCCGCUGCGAGGUGUGCAGACGCCGCAUCUCCACCCGGCCUCUCUACGCCGGGGACGCCCCCGCGAGGCUGCCCGUUUCCGAGCUCAUGGUGGGCCUGCCCAGUAAGCUCAUUGGGCUGCUGCUCCCCCUCUUCUUCGCCGUCUGCGUCGUCCGGGAGUUUGUCGUUCCGCUGACCACCCGCUGGACGUGGCGCCUCGCGCUCGCCACCAACUUUGCUCAGGCGCGCCAUCUGCUCUCCCUGCGCCUAUCCAUGGCCUCAUGGACCUGCAUCCCUGCUUCAGCUGCAUUCUGCUUGCAGUUUGCACGCUUGGCUGUGCCAUUUGCCGUAGCUCCAUUUGCGCGCUGGGUCGCACGCCUGCUAGCUCAGAUGCAAAGCCUGGAGCUUGGGUUAUUUGAGAGAUUGCAAUUCCUUGCCAUGUCUGUUGUCGAAGUUUCCUUGGUGGUGGUAAUAGUUGACAUGGCCCUUGCUUGUAUUCUUUGUUUUCUCCCAUUCUCUCUGGGAAGGAUAAUCCUAUGGUCGAGAUCGUGUCUUGAUGUUUCCAAUGUGGAUGAUAUCAAUUGUUACACCUCAACAGCUUCCACCCUUCUAACUGGAUAUGGACUUAUGUUAAAGGUGGGUGCAACUUUUGCCGGGGCGCAUACUUUGUAUCUCUACUUGAGAGGCAAGCGCCUUGUGAUUGCAGUUUUCUGUAGAAGUCUGCAUGCUAUAUUCUACAGAGGGAUCGCGAAUUCAACCACUCUUGCCAAUGAAUCUCUUAAUAUGCUAAACAAUGGGAUAAUAGACCCAUUGUUCUUCGGCUGGUCGCUUGAUCUCUGCACUACGGAAUUGUUUGGUGUAACAAUGUCUCAGAGGUUCAAAUUGCUGAUUGCUUCAUCUUUUGCUUCUGCUGCCCUUCAUUGGCUUAUCGGAAUCUCCUUUUUGAAUCUACGCCUCAGAUUAUCAAGAUUUCUUCGCAAGAUAUUGGGGCCAGGAGUGGCCACUCCCUUUCUCGGCGGUACUGUUUCCCAACCAUUCUACACAUUUUAUCUCAAGAGGCUUGUUGUUCUUUUUCUCGAAACUAUCUUUAUUGUACUGGUCAUUUCUGUUCCUAUCAAAAUUGUUGAUCUAUUGGCACCAAUGGUGUUCCCUCUAGAAAUCCCCUACUUCGAUCAUCCUGCUAGGGGCACAUCAGUUUGGCAAGGGCCACUAAACUUUACAGAGUCACUUUCUGGUGUUAUUCAUAUGAGGUAUCUCAUUGGCAAAAUAGUCGUGUACCUUGCGACUCUGGUGGAGAGGGUAAUGGGGUGUUGGUUUGUUACUACCGGACAACCUCUUGGGAAAAAUGUUGCGGCAAAAGACCAGUAUGGUAGCAGCAAUGAUGCUAAGGAUGAUUGGAGACUUGCUGCUGUUCCAACAAUGCCGCGAGCGGUCCUAGCAUGGUUGACUGCUGUGAUAUUGAAUUCUGCUGUGCUUUUGCUUCCAGUCUCAGUUGGGCAUGCAUUGCUGUUUGCCGUCCCUCAGCUGCCAGUUGGACUGAAGUCCAACGAUCUGUUUGCUAUCACUGUUGGACUCUGCAUCAUAUCAACCAUCAUCGCCGCCUGUAGAGAUUUAUCUACCCGCGUGAUUUCGGGGAAAACACGCCUUCUAGCUUUGCAAAGGCAUCUGCUUGUCUGCAUAUGGAGCGUCGUCAUUCCACUCCUGACCGGUUUGCUGGUCGAUCUGUCAAUGAUAUCGCCCUUCUUCGUCGGUUCUGACGAUGAAUUCCCAGCCACGAGCUUUUUCCGCACUUGGCUCCUGGGGUGCAUCUUUAAGCAACUAUGGAUCAAGUGCUUCAUUGACAAAAGGCGGAAGGCAAAACUCAACCAGGCGAAGGAAGAUCUCUCCUCGGAGCUCAGGCCAAUGUGGUGGUUCUUUCAGGACGUAUGCGUGCCCGUCGUCGCUACGCUGCUCGCCGCCCUGGGUGUCCCCUACGUUCUCGCCAGGGGCGUCUUCCCUGGACUGGGCUACCCCGCCAACAUGAACUCGACGGCCUACCGCUUUGCGUGGUCGGGCAGCCUCGGUGUCUGCACGCUCUGCUGGCUGGCCAAGGCGUUGUGUGUCAUGCUCCAUGAUUCUAUCAAGGACGAUCGGUACACCGUCGGCCGAAGGCUGGAAGACGUUGAAUGA